This is a messenger RNA of Plasmodium coatneyi, 662 nucleotides long. Its product is annotated as Gas41-like protein. The record is from RefSeq and is a predicted model, not a curated record. Lineage: Eukaryota; Apicomplexa; Aconoidasida; Haemosporida; Plasmodiidae. Gene Ontology annotation, biological process: regulation of DNA-templated transcription. The annotation marks the transcript as partial. The transcript has 8 exons.
UGGAGAGCCGCAUGCAGAACGUGAAGCUGGUGAAACCCGUGGUGGUUGGCACCUAUGCUUUCUUACUCUCCCAGCAGGAGAAGCGAAAGUUUGGAAAUAUGACCCACAAGUGGACCUGCCUGUUGCGCUGCCCCAACUAUUCGGACCUCUCUCUCUUCAUCCAGAAAGUCGUUUUUGAGUUGGACCCCUCCUUCAUUUACCCCAAGCGAGUUUACACGCAGCCCCCCUACGAGGUGAACGAAAUAGGAUGGGGUGAAUUCUACCUCACCGUGAAGAUCUACUUCGCCGAUGUGUCCUUGGCGCCCGUGAGCAUUGUCCACUUUGUGAAGCUAAACACGGAUGAAGAGUCGGCCUGCCCCCCCUGCGUCGUCAACGAGACGUACGAAGAAAUAAUUUUCCGAAACCCCACGGUCAACCUGUACAACAAAAUAAUCCAAAGCAACAACAGCAAGACGGCCCCCCACAAGUACCACGAGCACUUCCUGAAGUACGACUUCCAGGAAGAGACCUACACGAGGAAGUACCUCCAGUUCCAGUCCAAGGUGCAAGAGGAGAUAUGUGACCUGAUGACCGAAGCGACGGAGCUAUCCAAGGACAUAAACGAAGCACAGCAAAAAUACUUCACACUGAAAGCCGAAAUGGGUGUUAGCAGUGACGACAAC